Messenger RNA from Carassius auratus (goldfish), 2055 nucleotides. RefSeq names its product pecanex-like protein 2. The coding region runs from base 488 to 1156 and encodes 222 amino acids. Lineage: Eukaryota; Metazoa; Chordata; Actinopteri; Cypriniformes; Cyprinidae. The record is from RefSeq and is a predicted model, not a curated record. The transcript has 6 exons.
ACGCGGUCAGCAGCAGAGCUUCACUUUGAAUCAGUCCUUUCCACUCUCCUCUCUCUCCUCUCCGCUCAUUUGAAGCUGGCGCAGGAGGAUGCUGCUAGGCGCCUUUCACCGCACAAAAUGAAUCCCCUUAUGCUUGGAAAUAUGCAACCAAUGCGUGGACGAUGAAAAAGAAAGUUAAAUGGCUUCGAGGAAGGAUGUAGAUUGCAGCUUCUGCAAAUAUGUAAUCGCGCGCAGGGGCGUCGAGUCGAGGACGGCAGCGGGGAGUCUGUGCUUCACUGACCGGCGGAUCAUGAUCCAGAGCAGAAGAAAUUCAACAAUUCAUUUUACCUGCAUUUAUGGAUGUUUUUGCUCAUGCUUCCAUUAUCUCUUCAUUUGGCUCUUCCACCCACCACUACUACCCUCAGCAUCUACUGCACCUCAGUGACAGUUUUCUUCAUUGUCAUUAAGAUGGGAGAGGAAAGAUAACUUUACCAGCUGUAACAGUGGCAUGAACAUGGAGGAUGUGGAUUGUGCUGGUUCCUCCUUAAGUCAGAAUCAUAACUCCGCCACAUCCCAGAGCCGAAGCCUUUUUCACGGCCGCCAAAGCAGCUCCCAGUCCAGACACCACGGACUCACCGGGAGUAUCGCAGUCGCCCAGUGCAACCUCAGGGCCAAUGGCCCCCUGUCACCAGCUGAUCGAGUCCCAUCCUGGACAGCCAGCACGGCUCCAACAGCCAGCUGUCCUUCAACACCUCCUCCAUUGCCUCCGUCUUUUCCCAGGUGCCUCGUUUAUCCACAACAGGGCCUCUGGCUCUGGCUCUGGCUCCAGCCAGGCGUCUUCCUCCAGCUCCACACUGAGUCUGCUGUUGGCAAGCGGAGCUGCUCCAGCGGCUUGGUCAUCUCGGGCCUCUCUGCAGCUGAGAGGGGGAACACCAGAGAUACGCAGUCCUCAAGUUCUGACAACAUCGUCCUAGGCCCGUCCUGUCACUCGAGUCAUGCUAUGCAGAAGUGGACAUCAGAGGCGUAUGAGAGCAUAGAUGCUCCACCAUUGCCACAGAACCCAAGGGUCCACAGCUCAGACAAGUGCCAAGACGACAUGAGACCACAACAGCCCAGCAUGGUCCAACUCCUAAGCCCUCAAGUCAUGUACAUUACAGAUGUAUUUUUGAAAAACUAAAAAUCUGCCAUGAGUACAAAUGAACUGAUUUGCUGAAAUCAAAACAGGGACGAUAGUAAGUGAGCCCCAGCCAAUGAGACUGCCGUUUGCGCAUAAGUUCUGCCCACUUGGCACAUGAGAGGAAGCGUGAGGUGUGCGCCUUCACACAAGAGACUUAGGUCUCUGCAGAGCAAAAGUGGGCGUUUAUCACCAUGUGGGUGUUUUCAAACUGCUGGGUGUUUCUGAAUCAUGCAAUCUAAAUGAUCCCCCUUACCCAACCCCACCCCUAAACUUAACAUCACUAUUACAUCAACCAAUCAGGUCUCAUGGUGUAAAAACACCUUGAUCUAAUAACUCCCAUUACUUUCCUGCAGAGACCUAUACUUGGAGUUUAAGGUACGCUAAUAAUGCAUUCUCGACAUUUGUCAGUAAAAUAAUGUCAUAGAUACACAAACACAAACAAAUCGUUUGACAGAGAGUGAAACUCUGAAGUGCUCAGUCAGAGAGUGUUUGGCAAGUGAUAAUAUAUCUGUUCUAAACCUUUACUUAGCCUCCAACUCAAACACUGGCGAGUAAAUUCUGAGAAUUUAUUAGCCACUGGCUUAUAUUAGACAUCAUUCAAUCGCAUAUACGAGUGAUUUACUCACAAUGUAGAGGGUUGGCAAAAGCUUGUUACUAUCUCUGAGAUUAAAUGGUGGAAUCUGAUGGCUACAAGUAUUUACAUUUGCACUUUGAUUGCGUGCACUUCAUGAACACCAUCACUGACAGCACUGAUUAUUUUUAUACUGUUGCCUAAGUAAUGUAAGAUCACAUAACUAAAGAAAGUGUCAGGGAUGUUACACAGUACUUUACUUGCACAGUGCUGUUUUGAAACAUGUUAUGAUCCAGACGUGUCAUUGGUAUAUAUUAACAUACAAGCA